This is a messenger RNA of Oncorhynchus kisutch (coho salmon), 867 nucleotides long. RefSeq names its product glycoprotein hormones alpha chain 1-like. Gene Ontology annotation, biological process: thyroid hormone generation; positive regulation of steroid biosynthetic process. The transcript has 4 exons. The record is from RefSeq and is a predicted model, not a curated record. The coding region runs from base 85 to 441 and encodes 118 amino acids. Gene Ontology annotation, cellular component: extracellular region; follicle-stimulating hormone complex. Gene Ontology annotation, molecular function: follicle-stimulating hormone activity. Lineage: Eukaryota; Metazoa; Chordata; Actinopteri; Salmoniformes; Salmonidae.
UGGUGGGAGCAGUAGGCUCUUCACUGAACACUGAACAGGCUUCCACCAAGAGACACAUACAACAGGUUAUUGCCACCCGCCACUAUGAUGUGCUUGUUUAAAUUAACUGGAGUGUCCCUCAUCCUGUCCAUACUUCUGAAUAUCGCAGACUCUUAUCCAAACAGCGACAUGACAAACAUGGGCUGUGAGGAAUGCAAACUGAGGGAGAACAAAGUCUUCUCAAACCCGGGCGCCCCUGUCUAUCAGUGUACAGGCUGUUGCUUCUCCAGAGCUUAUCCAACCCCACUACGGUCCAAGAAAACCAUGUUGGUCCCAAAGAACAUCACCUCUGAAGCCACAUGCUGCGUUGCAAAAGAAGGGAAAAGGGUGUUGGUCGACAACAUCAAGCUGACGAAUCAUACAGAGUGUCACUGCAGCACUUGUUAUCACCAUAAGUCAUAAACUCUCUGUGAGGGCUGGAAAUCUCAUUGUUUGCAGAAGUAAAAGCUUGGCACCAGAUACUAUAUAUUUUACACAACUCAUUCCUGAAGUUCCUUGUGUUUUAAAAGCCCAGUGCAGUCAAAAAUGUGAUUUUCCUGUCUUUUAUAUAUGUUUUCACACUACGAGGUUGGAAUAAUACUGUGAAACUGAAAAUUAUGAUAAUGCCCUUUUAGUGUAAGGUGUUUGAAAAGACCACCUGAAAUGUCAGCCUGUUUUGGUGGGAUGGAUUUGGGCCUGCCUGGUAAUGUCACCAGACGGUAAAUUAGUUAAUAGACAAAUAAGAGAGUUCCAAACUUCUCUGCCAAUAACAGCUAGUUUAAAAUGUUACCCUUCCACUCAGACCCCUCCCAGGCAGUCCUAGCAAAUUCUUGCUUGAGAAAUUGCUCU